AUGAGUAAUAUCAAAGCUCCUAUCUAUCUAUCUAUCUAUCUAUCUAUCUAUCUAUCUAUCUAUCUAUCUAUCUAUCUAUCUUUUUCACGCCUUCUGUUUGUAUCUAUCUAUCUAUCCAUCCCAGUCUGCAUUUCUAUCUAUCUAUCUAUCUAUCUAUCUAUCUAUCUAUCUAUCUAUCUAUCUAUCUAUCUAUCUUUUAAUGCCUUCUGUUUGUAUCUAUCUAUCUAUCCAUCCCAGUCUGCAUUUCUAUCUAUCUAUCUAUCUAUCUAUCUAUCUAUCUAUCUAUCUAUCUAUCUAUCUAUCUAUCUAUCACAGUCGGCAUUUCUAUAUGUCUAUCUUAACCGUCUGUUCAUAUCUAUCUAUCUAUUUAUCUAUCUAUUUAUCUAUCUAUCUCAUGCCUUCUGUUUCUAUCUAUCUAUCUAUCUAUCUAUCUAUCUAUCUAUCUAUCUAUUCCAGUCUGCAUUUCUAUAUAUCUAUCUUAAUCUGGUCAUAUCUAUCUAUCUAUCUAUCUAUCUAUCUAUCUAUCUAUCUCAUCUAUCUAUUUCAUCUAUCUAUCUUCUUCUAUCUAUCUAUCUAUCUAUCUAUCUAUCUAUCUAUCUAUCUAUCUAUCUAUUCCAGUCUGCAUUUCUAUAUAUCUAUCUUAAUCUGGUCAUAUUAUCUAUCUAUCUAUCUAUCUAUCUAUCUAUCUAUCUAUCUAUCUAUCUAUCUAUCACGCCUUCUGUUUCUAUCUAUCUAUCUAUCUAUCUAUCUAUCUAUCUAUCUAUCUAUCUAUUCCAGUCUGUAUUUCUAUAUAUCUAUCUUAGUCUGGUCAUAUCUAUCUAUCUCCUAAGUCCGUCUGUUCAUAUCUAUCUAUCUAUCUAUCUAUCUAUCUCAUGCCUUCUGUUUCUAUCUAUCUAUCUAUCUAUCUAUCUAUCUAUCUAUCUAUCUAUCUAUCUAUCCCAGUCUGCAUUUCUAUCUAUCUAUCUAUCUAUCUAUCUAUCUAUCUAUCUAUCUAUCUAUCUAUCUAUCUAUCUAUCUCAUGCCUUUUUAUCAUUUCUUAUCUAUCUAUCUAUCUAUCUAUCUAUCUAUCUAUCUAUCUAUCUAUCUAUCUAUUCCAGUCUGCAUUUCUAUAUAUCUAUCUUAAUCUGGUCAUAUCUAUCUAUCUAUCUAUCUAUCUAUCUAUCUAUCUAUCUAUCUAUCUAUCUAUCUAUCUAUCUCCUAAGUCCGUCUGUUCAUAUCUAUCUAUCUAUCUAUUUUGGGAUUCUUUCUCUUUCACACUCUUUCACUCCCUUUCUCUCUCACUCUCUCUCUCUCUCUGACCCUUUCAUUCUCCCUUUCUUUCUUACACUCUUUCUUUCUCUUACUCACUUACUCACUCACUCUCUCUUUUUCUCUCGCACUCUUUCUGUCUCUCUCACUCUCUUGCUAUCUGUCGAUAUACGAGGAUAUACUGAAAAUAUCUCGCUAUAUAAGAAUACCUACUAUGGUUUGAACCUUUCCAGCACCCCCCCUCUUAUCUCAAAGUUCCUUACUCUCUUCAAUUUCAUUUCUUUCUUUCUUUCUUUCUUUCUUUCUUUCUUUCUUUCUUUUACCUUUUUAGAAGUUCCUUACUCUCUUCAAUUUCAUUUCUUUCUUUCUUUCUUUCUUUCUUUCUUUCUUUCUUUGACGCUGAUGAUAUUUUAUCGGUCACAAUUUGUUUAUAUCUAUCUAUCUAUUCCAAUCUAUCACAUUGUUUAUAUCUAUCUAUCUAUCUAUCACAUUGUUCAUAUCUAUCUAUCUAUCUAUCUAUCUAUCUAUCUAUCUAUCUAUCUAUCUAUCUAUCUAUCUAUCACAUUGUUCAUAUCUAUCUAUCUAUCUAUCUAUCACAUUGUUCAUAUCUAUCUAUCUAUCUAUCUAUCUAUCUAUCUAUCUAUCUAUCUAUCUAUCUAUGGGAGGAGGCACAGUGGACCGCAAGAUGAUGAUCUAUCUAUCUAUCUAUUCCAAUCUAUCACAUUGUUCAUAUCUAUCUAUAUAUCUCUCACUCUAUCUAUCUAUCACAAGGCUUAUGUCAGAGGGUAUCCCCAGGCAGAUGUCUAUCUAUCUAUCUAUCUAUCUAUCUAUCUAUCUAUCUAUUAUCGGAGUCCUCCGUCUUUCUAUGCUUUGUUCUUUCUUUCUUUCUUUUUUCCGCCCUUUCAUUCUUUUUUUCUUUCUUUCUUUCUUUUCUUUCUUUCUUUCUUUCUUUCUUUCUUUCCUCCCUUUUAUUCUUUCUUUCUUUUUCUUUCUUUCUUUCUUUCUUUCCUCCCUUUUAUUCUUUCUUUCUUUUUCUUUCUUUCUUUCUUUCUUUUUUCCGCUCUUUCUUUCUUUCUUUGUUUCUUUGUUUCUUUGUUUCUUUCCUUUUAUUCUUUCUUUUUUCUUUCUUUCUUAAUUCUUUCUUUCUUUCUUUUUUCCGCCCUUUCUUUCUUUUUUUCCGGCCUUUCUUUCUUUCUUUCUUUCUUUCUUUCUUUCUUUCUUUCUUUCUUUCUUUCUUUCUUCUCCUCGCUAUCCAUGCAUUCUUUCUCUGAUUCCUUCCAACCUCCCCCUUCCUUCCUUCCUUCCUUCCUUCCUUCCUUCCUUCCUUCCUUCCUUCCUUCCUUCCUUCCUUCCUUCCUUUUGCUAAAUGUAAUUCACUCCUCUCUUAUCUGUUCCUCUUUUCGUACUUGA
This is a messenger RNA of Acanthosepion pharaonis, 2658 nucleotides long. Lineage: Eukaryota; Metazoa; Mollusca; Cephalopoda; Sepiida; Sepiidae. The record is from the annotation of a GenBank genome assembly.